Molecule: messenger RNA, 2000 nt
Organism: Pimephales promelas (fathead minnow)
Lineage: Eukaryota; Metazoa; Chordata; Actinopteri; Cypriniformes; Leuciscidae
Source: RefSeq, a predicted model, not a curated record
UAUAAUUUCCCUCCACUAUCCCAGACAUUAAUGAUUCAUGACUAUCUGUUCAUUUCUUCUCCAGGUGUUUCUGAUGUUGAGAUCGACAGACUGACCGUGAAGGAGGGAGGUUCAGUCACUCUACCCACCAAUGUUAAGAUAAACCAGAAAGACAGAAUUAAAUGGUUUUUUCAAAACACUCGUAUAGCUCAAGUCAUUGGACAUAUUAGUAGCUGUACAGAUGUUCAGUGUAAUGAAGAUACUGAGAGAUUCAGAGGCAGACUGAAGCUGGAUCUGCAGACUGGAUCUCUGACCAUCAGCGAUAUCCAACAAGCAGACUCUGGAGUUUAUGAACUACAGAUCACCAGUAGCAUCAGCAAUACUGACAGCCUUAAGAUCUUCAAUGUUACUGUCAGUGGAGCUGAAGUGUUUUUGGAGGAGGGAGAUUCAGUCACUCUACACACUGGUGUUAAAACAAACCAGCAAGACAGAGCUAAAUGGUAUUUUAAUAACACUAUAAUCGCACAAAUCAAUGGAGAUCUCAGUAAGUCCUGUACAGAUGUUCAGUGUAAUAAAGACAAUGAGAGAUUUAGAGACAGACUGAAGCUGGAUCAUCAGACUGGAUCUCUGACCAUCACAAACACCAGAAACACAGACUCUGGAGAAUAUCAACUACAGAUCUUCGGCAGCCGCAACAUUGAAAAAACCUUCAGUCUAGAAGUUGAUGGUGUUGCUGCUGCAGAACGAGAUGAAGUGAAGACAGUGAAACAGGGUGAAUCUGUCACUUUACCUGUUGUUAUAAAAAAAACAAAUGAUGUGAUGUGGUAUUUUAAUGACAUUCGCAUCGCUGAAUCCAGUGGAGAUCAGAGUAAGAUCUGUGAAGAUCUUCAGUGUAAAGAGAGAUUCAGAGACAGACUGAAGCUGGAUCCUCAGACUGGAUCUCUGAUCAUCACACACACCACAAACACACACUCUGGAGAAUAUACACUACAGAUCAUCAGCAACAGAUACAGCUUCAGUAUUAGCAGGAUUAGGAGGUUCAUUGUUACUGUGACUGGUUCAGGUCGAACUCUAGUUGUUCGUGUAGGAAUAAUACUCCUGGUGGUUGCUGCGGCUGCGGCUGCGGUUGCUGCUAUGGUUUGCCAUCAAGCAACAAGAUCUGCAGGCAUCAGUGUGGCCGAAAAUCAUAAUGAGGUGAAUGAACAACACUUACUCGGAGUCGUUUGUCAGAAUGAGGAUCCUUCUAAAGGGACAUGCAAUAAUCAGACCGCCAUUGGAACAUCACAGCAACAUUAAUUAUUAUUUUGGCACAUUUAUUUAAAGGGAUACUGAGGAGAACUAAGGUGUUGUUGUGAGAUGAAGAGGACGAAACUCAGUCCCAAAUAGAACACGUCAUAUGCACUUCUGGUCCGUGAGGGCUUGCCAAGUUACUCUCAUUUUGUGUUUGCUGCUUGCUGUUGAAUGUUUGCCUUCCAAGACUAUGGAAGAAAGAGGCCGCACUUUGCAUAGAAAGUUUAUUUUACACAAACGCGUUUCGGCGCGUGCCUUCUUCAGUGCGCCUUCCAAUACUGCCAUUUUCAUCAAGAAGUGUAUUUUUCUAGUAGUAGUCGCAGAUGGCCUUGUACUGUAAUGGCGCUUUUUAAUUUUAUUUUUGCAUCAAACAUUGCUAGAAUGGUUAUGUAAAAUGUAAAUUUAAAUACAAAAUGCAAUGCCAUUUUACAUAUUGCAUUGUCAUUUUGCGUAUUACGUUUCAAAUUGAAUAUUGCUACACAUUUACUUCCAUACACAUAACCCAGAAGAGGCCGGGAUACAAGGAAACCGUAAUGCCAAUGUAUUGUAUAUAGAUGGGGGUAGACAUGUUCUACAUUCUCCAGGAUUCAAGUGGAUCUUCAGCUCUUUGUAUGUUUGUCUCUGUAAGGUAUAUUUAUCCACUUCUAUUAUCGUAUCAGAAGUGACAUUUGAGCUUGAUUGUGCUGGUCUACAGCACUGUCCAACAGAAGACAAAGGUUUCCACCUCAGAA